AUGUUGGACUUGCCAGACCCCAACUGUUUCCAACAAGCCCAAAUCGAUAUGAUUAUCGGCAGUGAUCUGAUUCCUCAGAUCAUGCUCAGUGGUAUACAUCGCAACAUAUGUGAAAGCCUGCUCACGCAAAAUACCAAAUUUGGAUGGAUCAUAAGUGGACCCAUCACUUGUGAAGUGUCAGUGUUCUCGACACAAGUGGAAGAAGUUUCUAACGAACUCCUUAGUACACAACUAAGACAGUUCUGGGAGCAAGAAGAACUGUACCACCCUGCACCGAUCUCAGAAGAGGAUAUAGCAUGCGAGGACUACUACCAAAGGACCACAUAUCGUGAGCCAGACGGUAGAUAUGUGGGGAGACUCCCCUUCAAAUCAAGUUUCCCAAACUUGCAUGCAUUAGGCCAAUCCCGUAGCUAUGCCUACAGCCAGUUGAUCAGUAUGGAGAAAAAUCUCGCCCGAAAAGGCAAUAUCAAAGCCAUUUACGACGAAAUCUUCGAAGAAUAUCUUACGAUGGAUCACAUGGAACCAACCAGCUCGCAAGAAAUCGCCUCAGAUAGCAAAUAUUUCUCAUUUUAA
Rhagoletis pomonella (apple maggot) is the source of this 573-nucleotide messenger RNA. RefSeq lists its product as uncharacterized. Bases 1 to 573 code for a protein of 190 amino acids. The record is from RefSeq and is a predicted model, not a curated record. The transcript has a single exon. Lineage: Eukaryota; Metazoa; Arthropoda; Insecta; Diptera; Tephritidae.